Messenger RNA from Anopheles funestus (African malaria mosquito), 3781 nucleotides. RefSeq names its product facilitated trehalose transporter Tret1-like. The coding region runs from base 1883 to 3583 and encodes 566 amino acids. Gene Ontology annotation, biological process: transmembrane transport. Gene Ontology annotation, cellular component: membrane. Gene Ontology annotation, molecular function: transmembrane transporter activity. The transcript is spliced from 6 exons. Lineage: Eukaryota; Metazoa; Arthropoda; Insecta; Diptera; Culicidae. The record is from RefSeq and is a predicted model, not a curated record.
UUGAUCAAGCAUGUACCUACGCUAACAACUGGUCUUGUGAAUGUACCGUUUGUUUUAAUAUUCAUUCAAUCUGCUUCUCCAACGCCUCAUCCCCUUACUCAUCAACCGAGUCAGUAGAAAGCCUUUCUCAACGAUCGGACUUUAUUCACGCGUGUUAUGUUCCUCCGCACUACUGUGACUUACCUAGGGAAGUAAUUAUGGAAGGUACAUGGCCAUAUGCGACACCUACGCAUCUUCGCAUUGUGCAUGCAAAACCUGACCCUCGCAUGUGCCACAAGCAAUGCAAACACAUUUUCUCUGCUUCGCAACCUGGCCCAUAGCACGAUCACCUUUCAUCGAACGUGUUGUGCAACUAAUUUCUCCAGCGUCCGUACAAGAUGGGUUCUCUGUCCCUCCUGUCCUGUUGGGAGGGGAGGCGGAUUUAGUUCGCAAUAGUCUCAGUUUUUUGCUUUGCUCCUAUUGCAACACCAGUUUGGAUACACCGGUUUUGGAGCCGGUUUGAUUUUGUUUUGUUGGUAUUUUGUUUUUUCGUUUUUGCCGGUCACUGUUUUGAUGCGGUCCUGUAAAUUGUGCCGCUGGAACGGGUUUAUGUGAAUGGUUCUCGUUGGGCAAAGAUGGAUCAACUAAAGAUAUGGUAUGCUGGUAUUCAACCCUAUUUGUCCCAAUUUUGGAGCUUGCGGAAAUGAUGGGUUCGUGUUUAUCACAAUUGUUGCAAUUAGAUGACGCAUUUAAACUACAAUCCCAAUAUCGCGUGCUUCUAAAAUUCAAAACACGCCGUUUUGGUGGUGGGGAUUGUUUUGUUGGGUGUUUUUUUUAUUGUUGUUUGAUUUGUUUGUUAUUGCCGUGGGUUUGAAAAUAUUCGCCUGAUCAUGGUUUUUGUAGCAGUGGUUUGACCUAUCAUCGGUGGCUUAUUGUUCGCCUUGCAGAGGCUCAUCCAUCAUUCAAGGACAUACACAAUUUCUAGAUAGUUCGGAUCUGCUUCCAGAUGUCUCUUUGGAUUUGUUUUUUUUUCAUGAUUAAGUGGAAAGAGAAGUAGUAUUGCAAAGAAAUGAAAAUUAUGCUCUAGCGAAUUUGUCUUCCACACCCAUAUCCACGAGCUGGGCAAGUGUAAAGACCGGUGUGGACGACUGCCUUUCAAUCGCGGAGGUAUUAGCUUAUUGAGUCGUUUCGUACGUCCCGUCCCGUCCGUGGCCAACGAGAAGAAGAAGUAUUCAAUUUCGCUGGAGCUGUUUGCUGGGAUACCCCGAAUUAACAUCCACGAUCGAUCAUGCAUGAGGGAGAUCGACGUAAAACCCACACGAACCGUGACUGGCUCUAAUAAACCUUACACCCAUUGCAGGCCAAUGUACUUGUGUGUCGAGUGCGAUUGAUCGUUUGAUAGGCCGUGAGAGCGAUGAAUCUCGCUAGGGCGAAGGUGGUAGCGAAUUGUGUCCCUAGCGAUUGUUACAUCUUAAAAUUCACCGCACAUGGAUAAAGUUCCCCAUUCCCCAUUCCGCCUUUAGACUUGUCAGUUCUUUACUGUUCGUCGGUAAAAAAAAUUAGACGACCUGGAAUCUAAAAAGUGUAUCUAUUGUGUGCCGUACAAAGUGUGUAGAUGAUGAGCGCGCGAAGACCGAAUUACACGUCAUUUACAUUGAUCCAAUAGUACGGCAGGCAGCCAGAGUUGCGGCUUUCCUUUGCCUUAUUAGUAGCUCUGGCGAGACCUGACCACAGAGACUACGGUGGAAAAUGCCGAUAGAGUAACAAUACCCGCCUGCAGCUUCAGCCAAUCGUUAUCAAUCACACAAUACCGCGCUGUCCACUGCUACUGGUCGGAGAUCGUACGUCGUGCUUGAAGAAUUGACCGACGUAUCAUUAUCUGAUCUACGAAAGCGGUUCCACCAUGGGUAAAACGGCGUACACUAUUAAUGGGUCGACCAAUGGGGCCAUCAGUGGACGGGAUGACAAAAAGGCACAGCACGAGGACGAUAAGCCGCGAAAGGAAGUGAGUACGUUUCGUCGCAUCCUGCCACAGAUACUGGCCAGUACGGCAAAAAAUUUCCUGCUGCUCGAUCUCGGCAUGGCGGUUGCGUUCCCGACGAUCGUCAUUCCGGCGCUGAGAGGAAUAAAAAAUCGUGCACCGGAUGAGUUUCUUGAGUUCACACCCCAGCAGGCGUCCUGGUUUGGAAGCAUUGCUUACAUUUGUCAACCGGUAGGAAGCGUCCUUUCCGGCAUCAUUCUCGAACCACUCGGACGAAAACGAUCAAUGAUUCUAGUCAACAUUCCGCAUAUUAUCGGAUGGUUAAUGUUGCAUUUUGCUGGAUCGCUCGAAGAAAUGUACACGGCGGCCAUCUUGCUUGGCUUGGGCGUCGGCUUUAUGGAGGCUCCAAUCGUAACCUAUGUUGGGGAAAUUUGUCAACCUUCGAUCCGCGGAAUCCUUACGUCGUGCGCUGGAGUUGCUGUGAUGUUGGGAUUCUUCAUGGUCUAUCUGUUGGGAACGGUUACCACGUGGCGUACGACGGCGGCCAUUUGUGCUUCCAUUCCCAUCGCUACGAUGAUCGCGAUCUGUUUCGUACCGGAAACUCCGAUGUGGUUGCUGUCGAAGAAUCGUGCCGACGAUGCGCUCAAGUCGCUUCAAUGGCUACGCGGCUGGGUAUCGCCGAAGGCCGUCGAGCAGGAGUUCGAGGAGAUGAAACGAUACAGCCUACAUUCGGCGAAAUGUGCCAUCUGCGAGAAGAGUGGUGCUACCACCUGCCAACAUCCGCCGCUGACGGAGUGGACAAAGUUGAAGGAACUUACGCGAAAGCGAAACUUGCGCCCAUUCGUGCUUGUGAUGUUGUUUUUCGUGUUCGGUCAGCUUAGCGGAUUGACUGGCAUGAGACCGUAUCUGGUGCAGAUCUUUCAGGCGUAUGGAGUACCACUUGAUGCCAACUGGGCUACGGUCUCCACCGGUCUGCUAGGUCUAAUUGCCAACAUUGUGUGCAUGGUCAGCAUUAAAUUCGUGGGAAAACGAAGGCUUGCCAUCACAUCGAUGGCAGUUACGGCUGUAUCGUGCAUUUCGCUGUCCAUUUAUGCAUUUAACACAUUCCCACCCGGCUGGACAUCGUUUGACAACCAUCCCGGUACGAGUCACGUCACAUCGCUGGGCUACAUUCCGAUGGUUUUGUUCUUCAUGUUAGCAUUUUUCACCAGCGUUGGCGUGCUUCCCGUGCCCUGGAUUUUACUCAGUGAAGUCUUUCCAUUCAGAAACCGGAGUUUGGCGUGCGGUAUUACUGCCGCCCUGCACUAUGUCAUGUCGUUCGUGACGACAAAGACGUACUUCAACCUCGAGAGCGCAUUUUCACUGCCCGGUGUGAUCCUGUUCUACGGUGUGAUGGGCAUGAUUGGGCUCGGAUUUGUGUAUUUCUUCCUUCCUGAAACCGAAAAACGAACCCUGGAAGAUAUCGAGCUAUACUUUUCGGACAACAAGCGCAAGCUGACCGACAUCUACAUUCCGCGGCGAAACCGUGACGAAGAGAUGGUAGCCGUCGUGUCGAAGCUCGCCGAGAAGGCGAUGGAAAAGCAGGGCAUAGAUAACGCCGUCUUUACGGAGGGCGAUAAAUAACCGUAAACCGAUCCUGAUAUUGUAUAGUUUUAAGCUUAAUUUUAUUUGUUAGACGCGAUCGUUAGGACCGAACCGCAAGUCAGACUGGACCGCAUGAGGAACCACCACGUCGUCCUCCACCAUUCACUCAUGUUCAUAUCUCUGUGUAUGCCAUAAAGAACAAAUAAACUAGAUCAUUAUUCUUCUCCUACCACCUCA